GCAGCGGCCAUCGGGGCGGGAGGCUGCCCGGGCACUUCCCCGGCGAGCGGCACGAACUCUCCGUUCGUGCCCCGGCCGUGCCCUGUGCGGGCGGCGAGAGCCAUGCCCGGCGUGCUGCCCCGGACGCUGCCCGCGGCCCUCGGGCGGGGCUGCCUGGGCCGCUGGCUGCUCGCCACUCGCGGGUGGGCGCUCCUGGGGCCCGGCACCCCGUCCUGCUCCUGCUCCUGCCCGGGGUGGCGGCACCAGCCCCCGCUGCUGCUCGGGGCCGCCCGGCAGAGCUUCGGAACGCGGGCGGGAGGGCUGAAAGCUGCAAAACCGGGAGGUAAUAGCAAGGAUGUGUCCGUGCAAAGGGCGCUGAACGAGGAAACGCUGGUGUCGGCGGCUCGGAAAGUGAAAGAAGCUGGAAGAGACUUUACCUAUUUUAUUGUGGUGCUUGUUGGAAUUGGUGUUACAGGUGGUUUGUUCUAUGUGAUUUUUAAAGAGCUGUUCUCUUCUUCUAGUCCAAAUAAGAUCUAUGGAGAUGCCUUAGAGAAAUGCAGAUCUCACCCUGAGAUAAUUGCUGUUUUUGGUGACUCUAUCAAAGGUUAUGGAGAGGCAACAAGAAGAGGAAGACGACAGCAUGUCAGUCACAUUGAAUACGUAAAGGAUGGACUGAAACACAUGCGUUUGAAGUUCUAUAUUGAGGGCACUGAAUCAGGGAAACAGGGAACAGUCCAUGUGGAAGUCAAAGAGAAUCUUGAAACAGGAAGAUUUGAGGUUCGCUACAUAUUUGUGGAUGUUGAGACGUAUCCAAGAAGAACCAUUGUCAUCGAGGACAACAGAUAGCCAACAAUCAAAGCUGCUGCCUUACCUCACAUUGGAAAAUGUGGUUGUAGCCAGCCUACAUAUGGAUUGUGUGGUGUUGCCAAUUGUGUCGCACAGCUUCAGGGCUGUGUCAAGGGAAGUAGCCUUUCAGGCCCUCCACUAAGGACUUUUGAUAAUAACAGAUAUGGGAUUUAAAGUGAAACCAAUGAAAUAUAGCCAAAGGAUCAUGGUAGAUAUUCUUGACAUAGGAAAAUAAUGUCUCCUAAUAAACACUUUAUUGCUGGAUAAUACCUCUGCACACCCAAGACCUGAGUUUUGCAAGGUUUUAGGUUUGGAUGGGGUUUUUUGUCUUCCUUGGCUUGGAUUUCCCACUACCACUGCAAUAAAGAAAGGGUUAGUUUAACUGUAGACAGAAGUCUACUGUUUUCAUUUUGGAUACCUUUGUAGGUAAGAAGGUAAAAUGGUAGUGAUGCAAAAGAGAUCUGGGCAUGUAAGGGUAGGAAUGGUGGAGGCACACACCCGUAACAAGCAACUGAAGACUUCAAUAUUGGUGUCUUCUAAAUAAAUUACCAGCAAGCAGAACAUCACUACUGUCUGCUCUUUCUGAUGUUUGCCAUUCUGCUCCACAUGGUUGUAGCAAGAUGAAGGUUGGCCAUUUCUCCC
Molecule: messenger RNA, 1467 nt
Organism: Melozone crissalis (California towhee)
Lineage: Eukaryota; Metazoa; Chordata; Aves; Passeriformes; Passerellidae
Gene: TIMM21
Product: translocase of inner mitochondrial membrane 21
Exons: 6
Coding region: 103-825 (240 amino acids)
Biological process (GO): protein import into mitochondrial matrix
Cellular component (GO): TIM23 mitochondrial import inner membrane translocase complex
Source: RefSeq, a predicted model, not a curated record